Malania oleifera is the source of this 1656-nucleotide messenger RNA. RefSeq names its product zinc finger protein CONSTANS-LIKE 5. The record is from RefSeq and is a predicted model, not a curated record. Lineage: Eukaryota; Viridiplantae; Streptophyta; Magnoliopsida; Santalales; Ximeniaceae. The transcript is spliced from 2 exons. Gene Ontology annotation, biological process: regulation of flower development; regulation of photoperiodism, flowering. Gene Ontology annotation, cellular component: nucleus. Gene Ontology annotation, molecular function: zinc ion binding; protein binding. Bases 358 to 1461 code for a protein of 367 amino acids.
GGGACAUGCGAAGUUACAUGGCAACUCGAACGUGUCGCCCCGUUGCAGUCGUCUCAUGAAUAUUUCAUAGAUCUUCCAGUCACUUCAUCUUUUCCCAUCUGGUAGGCCCACAGUCGGCACAGACCUCUGACAACUACGACUAACAUUUCGCCCUUUUUUAAAUGUUUAAGAUCCGCAUUUUUAAGUGGCUAAGGAUCGUCCACGUGUCUCUCCGUACUCGUCAGCAAUCAGACUGCCCCCAUCGUCUUCAUCUCCCCUCUUCCAACGCAGAGCUGCACAUGAACAAUACCGUUCCGAAGCUCAUAGUGGUACACGCCAGAGAGAGAGAGAGAGAGAGUUGCAGUAGGAACAAAAUAGAUGGGGAUCGAGGAAGAUAGCGGGAAGAUUUUCCCCUCCGGGUGGGUGACCGCGAAGCCGUGUGACUCAUGCGAAUCGGCGGCGGCGCUGGUUUUCUGCCGUGUUGACUCGGCGUUCUUGUGCGCAGGAUGCGACGAGAGGCUGCACAAAACGACGUCGGGGCAUGAGAGGGUGUGGAUGUGCGAGGUCUGCGAGCAGGCCCCCGCUGCCGUUACCUGCAAGGCCGACGCCGCUGCUCUCUGCGUCGCCUGCGACCGCGACAUCCACUCCGCAAACCCCCUCGCCCGCCGCCACGACCGCAUCCCUGUCGUUCCCUUCUACGUCUCCGCCACUUCCGUCCUCAAAUCCUCCCCCGUAGCCGGCGCCAGUGCCCUAGUUCCCAAAGAUGCCGGCAUCGACGACGACGGAGACCACAGCUUUACCAUAGAGGAGGCCGAGGAAGCGGAAGCCGCCUCUUGGAUUCUUCCCAACCCCAAUACCUCUAAUCAAAAAUUCGCCGAGGACCUGAAACCCGGCGAGCUCUUCUUCGGCGACGUCGACCCGUUCCUCGAUUUCGAGAGUGGUGCUUCGAUGAAUGGGCGUUUUCAGCAGCACAACAGUGGCGGCUCGGAUAGCGUAGUUCCGAUUAAGAACAAAGCCCUUGGCCCUUCUUUGAUCAAUCAUCGGGCAUCGGAAAAUUGCUUCGACGUUGAUUUCUGUAGAUCCAAGCUUUCUUCUUACAGUUCCCUUAGCCAGAGCGUUUCAUCGGAUGUGGGAGUUGUGCCGGACGGGAACUCUGCAUCGGAGGUAUCGUAUCCGCACGGGAAGCAAAUUAGCGGCGGCGUUGAUCCUAGCGGUUCGACGGCUUCAAAUCAGGCCAGCCAAAGUUGUGGGUCGAGUGACAGGGAAGCUAGGGUUUUGAGGUACAGAGAAAAGAGGAAGAACCGAAAGUUCGAGAAGACGAUCCGUUACGCUUCGCGGAAAGCUUAUGCGGAAACGCGGCCGAGAAUCAAAGGAAGGUUUGCUAAGCGGACGGAGAUCGAAGCAGAGGUUGAUCGCAUCUAUAGCUCCGCUUCUGCCGCUUUCAUGGCUGAUUCUGGAUACGGCGUCGUCCCGUCGUUUUGACAGGGAAGAGCAGCAGCAGCAUGCAUCCAUCCUUGAUCCCUGACUAGUAUUCUCAAUUAUUAGAGUAUAUUAUUGUUUUUGUGGUUUUUUGGCUUUCUAAAUUUUCAAAAAUAAAAAUGCUCUGCGAAUCUGGGUGAUGUUAUUGGAUUAGGAAUUGUGUAUAUUAAUUAUUGCUUACUAUAUUAGAUUUCUGCA